AUGUCGGGCGCAGUAGCUAUUACCACUAUUGUUACCAAAAUUUUCACGAUCACUUCAUGCAAAAACGGGUGUAAUUAUCAUUAUCCUACCACUCUACCGCCUCCUCCACCCUCUGGAGAAUCAACUAUCGUUGCCACUAUGGUGCCCACAUCUUUAUGGAAAUUUAGUGCAACCUCCACUCCUGUCGGAUCCUCAAGCGGCAUUAUCAUUUAUUCGACAGGCAUGUCUUCUUGGCUCGAAGCCUCCGUCUACACCUCAUACAUUACCAACUGGUUGUCGAUGAGUGAAUAUAUACCGACUGCUACCGACGUCGAUUACUUUCCCAAAAUAAAGCCCGUAUCUAGCGCUAUUACUUCCCUCGGUGGUUAUAAAACAUCAAAGGUUGAGCUGCCACCAGCAAGUACGGCUGAACUUCAAUCCUCGCAUACCCAUGGGCCUUAUUUUGGUUAUCCUGAACCAUCCGCUACUAGUAGUUCGCUGGCAGAUAGCACGCCGCCACCAGAAAGUAUAAAAGUCCCUCUACAGUCCUUUCAUACCGAUAAGAAUAAUUCUGGCGCCCUUUUAUCCCCUGAAACUACCAACCCUAUUGUCGGCUAUACACCAGUUGCUGGGCUGCCGCUAGACAGCGCUCCUACUCUCUCCGUCGCCUCAUGCCUAGCUCAGACGACCACCAUCACCGUCACCGUAGGCCCUGAAGCGCCGCUUGCAACCACUGUUACCAUCACUGCCGAUAAAGUAUGCCCGUCCACCAAUUGCCCGACCUUCCCGGUGACUGAAGGCACAACUACUUUCUUUGCACCCCCAGUUUCCAGCUCUGGCACCGCGUACUCGGCCGUAACGCCCAAAUCAUACAAACAGGAGUCCCCGUACCACACCGGACCUUCAUCCUUCUCGGCGUCUCACAAGCACCCGAAUACAGUUAUCAAAAACCCUAACCUCUCGUCUGCGACCAAUACUCCUGUCAAGCCGAUCAGUACCAAGCACUACUAAGCACAUACUUAGCAUGGUGGAAUUGAGCCUUAAGCUUGAUUUCUUUCAUGAUGCUUGAGAUUUAGUUUGGGGCCAAGAAUCACCACAAAAAGGAACGUACACAUGGGAGGGGAGUUUAUGGGAUCUAUUUCUGAUUGAGACUCAGCAGUAGUGAUAUCAGAAGGUAUACACCAGCUCGUCUCAUUGAAGUUUUAAUAUACGUGUUUACUGCAUUUCCUUUCCUUGUUUCGUAGACAUAAAUAAAAGACCGUGAUGGUUUACUACAAUUUUGGGCGUC
Molecule: messenger RNA, 1267 nt
Organism: Mytilinidion resinicola
Lineage: Eukaryota; Fungi; Ascomycota; Dothideomycetes; Mytilinidiales; Mytilinidiaceae
Exons: 1
Coding region: 1-990 (329 amino acids)
Source: RefSeq, a predicted model, not a curated record